UGUAUCGUGACACUCGCAACAGUCGAAGCCAGAGCAUAUUCGACUCCUCAAGACGAUGACAAUGUCGCCGCUCGCGACUUCGAGGGAAGGCGAAGGCGUACAGGCUCAGUAUCGCCACGUCGUGGUGGGCCACGCGGAGCGCUUCGUCCGCGCCAAAUUCGCCGGACAGGACGUGUCGCACGACUGGCACCACCUGCACCGCGUCAGACUCAAUGCCCUGCGCAUCGCCAGGUCACUCCAGGACGGAGACGAGGAGCUUCCAACUGAGUCAUCGAACGGUGAGGGCAGUAGUGCAGCCACUGGGGUAGGCGCAGCUGCAGUCAUGGGGAGGCACGUCAACCUCCUCAUCGUCGAGCUAGCCGCCCUCCUGCACGACAUGUGUGACCGCAAGUACCUUCCCGCCGGAGCCUCAUCCCAUCCGCGCAGCUACACUGCUCUUGCAGUCCUAUCUGAACUCUGGGAUUCCCUGCCUGCUCCGGCCCAGGGCGCGACGGCACUGUCGGACGCAGAGAGGGAGACCAUUGAGCGCAUCGUCGACUGCGUCUCGUGGAGUAAAGACCAGGAGCGUCGCAGGCGGCGCGAGGCCCGGCGAGAGAAGCGUCGAGCUUUGCAGGCCGAAAGACGAGAGGACGAGCGUACACGCGGGCCGGAGUCGAUUCUCUCGGAGGAAGCAGAGGAGGAGCGACGUCGGCAAGAGGAAGAGGAGGAGGAGGCCGAUGUCCUCUUUCAGCAAUGGGAGGCUUCCUGCCCAGAGCUGUGGUGCGUGUCGGAUGCAGAUCGGCUGGACGCGAUUGGGAGUAUAGGAAUCUUGCGCUGCGCAGCCUACUCGGCCAUCAAAAAUCGGCCACUGCACAUCUUCCCUUCGAAUCCAGGCUCGGGCUUGGGCUUGGACAAGGGGACGGACGACGCCAGAGCGAGGGAGGAGAGCUGUCUUGCCCACUUCGACGACAAACUAUUGAAGAUUCACGGUGAUCGGCUGUACACGCCUUUGGCAAGGAGAGAGGCAGAGCGCAGGCAAGAAGUGGUGAGUUUCACACCGCAUUGGCACAGCCAGGGCUGAAUCAGAUGUAUGUGAAGCCCAACCCUCCCUCUUCCUCUGACAAUGAGCUGCCACUCCCAUCUCGCUCUACUCUGUGAUAUCCGUAGAUGCGCUGCCUCAUCUCGCACGCCCAAAGUGAAGAGGACUUUGCUCUCUCUUGAGUCUCUCAAAUCCGAUGGCGGCCGAGCAUCGUCAACAUCAGACGAGGCAGGAGGAGCGUCUCAUGGGUGAAAUGCGGAUUGGUAUUGCGAGAGGUACAAGGAGGACAGUGGACAACAAUGUAUGUAGUAGGAACGAGGGGUGGCCCAUUCCUCCGGAACCUAGAAGAGGUGAUGGGAAGAGAGCAAGGGUCUAUGCAGGGCCACCAUCUCAACUCGGUCUGCAGGCAGACCUUCUUCAACUUCUGCUCUGUAACUCAUGACCUUCAGUACUCAGUACUCU
Molecule: messenger RNA, 1480 nt
Organism: Microstroma glucosiphilum
Lineage: Eukaryota; Fungi; Basidiomycota; Exobasidiomycetes; Microstromatales; Microstromataceae
Exons: 3
Coding region: 62-1060 (332 amino acids)
Source: RefSeq, a predicted model, not a curated record